Molecule: messenger RNA, 1653 nt
Organism: Pyricularia pennisetigena
Lineage: Eukaryota; Fungi; Ascomycota; Sordariomycetes; Magnaporthales; Pyriculariaceae
Exons: 5
Coding region: 1-1653 (550 amino acids)
Source: RefSeq, a predicted model, not a curated record
AUGUCGCUCUCACCCGCACCGGCCAUUUCGGCCUCGGAAAAACACAUAGCAGGGCACAUGGUGACAGUCCAUGGCCUCUCCGAGUUGAACCCCGAGGCGUCGCACGUGUCUAUCCUCUGGCUUCAUCAUGGCAGAACGAGAAGUUCCGCUGAUAUGGCCGACAUAGCGGCUCGUACAGUUGGAGCUUGGAACCAGGAGCAGCAAUCUAAAGAACGAGGCCUAAUCGGGGUUGCUUUUGACCAGCGAAACCAUGGCACGAGGGAAAUAUUCCCUAGAGCCAACGAUGCAUGGCGCGGUGGAAAUCCUUACCAUGCCCAGGACAUGUUUGGACUCAUUUCUGGUGCUGUUGUAGACACAGGGCUCUUGAUCGACUUGAUUCAGGGAAAUAUAUUUCCGGAGAAGCCCGAUGGAUACGUUGAUGCCCAUUACGUAUUGGGCGUCUCACUUGGCGGCCACAGUACAUGGCAGUUACUAUUCGCCGACGAGAGAGUCACAGCUGGGGUGGUCAUCAUUGGUUGCCCAGACUACAUGUAUAGGGCCAGGCUCUCCAGACUACCGACCUUUAGCACAGAGGACAACGGGGCAUCAUUCAUCGGGAGCAAGGACUUCCCUCCAGACCUGGUACGUGCUUGUGAGAAAUACGACCCAAGAGGUUUGGUGUUCGGCCCGCGCAAGACUCCAAGCUGGCCGUUGCCGGUCGAACAGGAACCCGAAGCCAAGCGCAUCGUUACAUCACGGCUUCGUGGGAAGCGGAUGCUCAGCUGUUCUGGGGGAGAUGACAAACUCGUUCCUUAUUACUGCUCUAAACCGUUUGUCGAUUUUAUGAAGGGGGUUCAGAAGGAAUGGUCCGAGUUGGACGUUGUAUUUGACGACCGCGUUUACGCAGGUGCCGGCCAUGAGUUCAGCCCGGGGAUGGUUACUGACGCCGUUAAAUUCCUCGUCGAGACCACUAGAGCCGAGGGAUCUAGACAGUCAGGCAAGAGUGGAGAAAGUGAACACGGUUUCGAGUCCGCUCCUAGCCCUCUCGUCGUCACUAGAGAAAAGCUUUUGACUCACCCCCCAGGGAUUCCGCGCUUGGCGCUUUCCAGCCAGCGCGUCCCCAGUGCCGUGGGGGUCCUCUGUCCACUGCCCAAUGACUUCUGCAACUUGGCGCAUUAUAUUUGCUUUUUCCUUCGUGAUCUUCCGAUCACGGUCGGUGCCUGUUGUGGCAUUGUUCUCCGACAAUGCAGCGGACAUGGGAAGGUCCUGUGCCGCCCGAAGCCAUGGCGGAAGGCAGGGCGGGUUGAUGCCGAUGUAGCUGACAUGCUCAAGGGGAAACCCGAUGGCGGCGCAGUGAGCGUUGACUAUGCGGGCCUUCUUGAAGGCAUGGCUGACUACCGUGAUCUUCCCAGGCCAUGUUUGAAACUUUCUCCAGAAGGCAAUGAUGGCAAAGAGGACGUUGUAGUACGAGUCCAAAGCCUGUUCCUCGAGAAUUAUGCGGGUAGAAAGCGGGAUCGGAGACAGCGGGUGCGCUUCUGUGCCGAAAUAAUCGUUCGCAGCGGCAAGGUUCGCGUAGCUGCGUGCCUCGGAGAGGCGCGUUUCCUUCCAUGUUGGGCCUCUAAGCCAUGUGGAAUGAGUGGAAUAGUUUUCAAGACCAUCGAUCAGAUUCUGUAA